This is a messenger RNA of Nanorana parkeri, 1894 nucleotides long. It is a transcript of the gene ACSF2, whose product is annotated as acyl-CoA synthetase family member 2. Gene Ontology annotation, molecular function: medium-chain fatty acid-CoA ligase activity. NCBI's taxonomy places the organism in Eukaryota, Metazoa, Chordata, Amphibia, Anura, Dicroglossidae. The record is from RefSeq and is a predicted model, not a curated record. The transcript is spliced from 16 exons. Gene Ontology annotation, biological process: fatty acid metabolic process. The coding region runs from base 66 to 1865 and encodes 599 amino acids.
GGUACAAGGAGCUGUUGCGGGCGGUUCCGCUGUCCGGACUUGUUGCGGUGGCUGUGCGGGUUCUCAUGGCGUGCUCGGGGAGGAUGAUGCCGCUGGUCCGGAGGGCUCUGAGCGCUGGGGUGAAGAGGGUGUGGUUUCGGGGUGUCCAUCAGGGCAGCGUUCUGCUCUCCGUAGCUCCGCCCCAAAAACCCAUCACCACCACAAGUUACGUCCAUGGGAACACCGAUGUGCCGCUAACCAACAAGACCAUGCAGCAGUGUCUGUGGGACACAACGCAGCGGUUCCCGGAUCAGGAGUCCGUUGUGGAUAUCUACGGCGCCAAGAGGAAGACCUUCAGCCAGCUGUGCAAAGAUGUUGAGACUCUCGCUGCGGGGCUGCUGGCGCUGGGCCUGAAGAAGGGAGACCGCCUCGGAAUGUGGGGACCCAAUAGCUACGAAUGGAUUGUUACACAGUUUGCUACGGCUCAAGCUGGCAUCAUCCUGGUGUCUGUGAAUCCAGCGUAUCAAGCACGGGAGUUGGAGUAUGUCCUUAGGAAGGUCGGGUGCUUGGCCCUGAUCUUCCCCGAACAGUUUAAAACGCAGAGAUAUUACGAACUUCUGAGGAGUAUCUGUCCGGAGAUUGACAGUUCACCAGCAGGGGGCAUCAAGAGCAAGGCACUUCCGGAUCUGCGCAUUGCGAUAGUCUUGGACCAGAAGUAUCCGGGAACUCUACACUUUGAUGAAGUGAUGAACGCCGGCACCACUCAGCAUGUGAAGCAGCUGCAGGAUUUACAGAAGACCGUGUCCUGCGAUGACCCCAUCAACAUCCAGUUUACGUCUGGAACCACUGGAUAUCCCAAAGGAGCCACUCUGAGCCAUCACAACAUCGUGAACAAUGCCCAGUAUGUGGGGUUACGGCUCGGCUACGACUGGAAAGCGUCGGUACGCGUCGCUCUUCCUGUGCCGCUCUACCACUGCAUGGGCUCUGUGCUUGGCAGCCUCAUAUCGAUAUCGUAUGGCCCGACUUUGGUCUUACCGUCUCCAAGCUUUCAACCCCGAGCUGUGUUGGAGGCAGUUUCGAAGGAGAAAUGUUCAAGUAUUUAUGGCACCCCAACCAUGUAUAUUGAUAUGAUGGGAGAACCAGACUUUGCAGCUCUUUCUUCUACUCUCACCACUGGAUUUAUUGCUGGAUCCAUUGUACCACCUGAGAUCUUGAAGAAACUUCUCACUGAGACAUCAAUGAGAAAUAUUAUGGUUGGCUAUGGCACAACAGAAAACAGCCCGGUCACUUUCAUGGGGUUCCAGUAUGAUGAUAUUUUCCGGAAAAUGGACACUGUAGGUUAUGUCAUGUCCCAUACAGAGGCAAAGGUAGUAGACACCAACACAGGCCAAAUAGUUCCACUUCAAACUUCAGGUGAGCUGUGGAUUCGAGGCUUUGGGGUCAUGCUGGGCUACUGGGCUGACAAAGAGAAGACAGAUGAGACCAUUACCCCCGAAAAGUGGUACAAGACUGGAGACAUAGCCACCCUGGACGAAUUUGGAUACUGCCGAAUCGUUGGCCGCUGUAAAGACAUGAUCAUCCGAGGAGGUGAAAACAUAUAUCCAGCUGAAAUCGAGCAGUUCCUGCACACGCACCCCAAAGUCAUGGAAGCCCAGAUCGUCGGAGUCAAAGAUGCGCGCAUGGGGGAGGAGAUCUGUGCUUGUAUCCGAGUUUAUAGCGACAAGGAGUGCACAGCAGAAGAAAUCAAGGAAUACUGCAAGGGAAAGAUUUCCCAUUUUAAGAUCCCUCGUUACAUAGUCUUUGUGAAUGAGUACCCUCUUACAAUUUCUGGAAAGGUCCAAAAGUUCAAACUGAAAGAUUUGAUGGAGAAGCAGCUGAAGUUAUGAGGAGACCUUUAUGUUUUUUUGUCCUAACC